This is a messenger RNA of Schistosoma curassoni, 1863 nucleotides long. The record is from the annotation of a GenBank genome assembly. Lineage: Eukaryota; Metazoa; Platyhelminthes; Trematoda; Strigeidida; Schistosomatidae.
CUUACAAUGAUAUUAUCAGAAACUACAAAACGUUCACUUUCUAAUGGAGAUUUAGAAAUAAGUCGAAAGGGAUUUUCAAAUGCCAGUUUACAUAAACCAACUGAUAAUAUAAAAGAAGUUGAUGAAUCAACAUUCAAUUCAAGUUUUGGUAUUGUAUUAACAUGUUUGGGAUGUGUAGUUGGAUUUGGAAAUAUUUGGAGAUUUCCAAGAAUUUUAGCAACUUAUAGUUAUGAUAAAGGUUCAUUAACAUUUUAUAUGGUAUGGGUAAUUGUGCUUUAUUUAUGGUCUGUUCCAAUUGUAAUUGUUGAGUAUACAAUGGGUCGUUUUACACGAAAUUCUGUGGCUGCUUCAUUUCAUAAAUUUUUUGGAGAUAAAUUUGCAUGGAUUGGUGGAUGGAUUACCUCGGUAACAUUUUUUCUAAGUGCUUAUUAUCCAGUGAUUAUUGGUUGGUGUUUAUACUACUCUUACAUGGCUUGCUUUAUUGGUUUACCUAAAAGUGAAAUGGAGAGCAAAGAAAGAUUUAAUAAUUUUGCCAGGGAUUCAUAUUGGCCUGUUCUAACACAAUGUAUGAGCGUAAUCAUGGCAGCAGCCUGUAUAUAUGGGGGUAUAAAAUGGAUUGAAAAAGCAAACAACAUACUUGUUCCUUUCCUAUUGAUUAUUGUGAUGUUUACAUGUGGGUGGUCAUUGACUCGAACUUAUGCUGAAGUAGGAAUUAAAUUUUUAUUCACACCUACAUGGAGUAGUUUAAAAGAUCCUGAGAUGUGGAUUGCUGCAGCAAGUCAAAAUGCCUUUGAUACAGGUGCUGGUAUAGGAGCACUAGCUACAUUUGCCGCAUUUAUGAGUAGACAGCGUGGAGCGGUAAGAUAUGGUACAAUUAUUCCAAUGUUAAAUAACUUAGUCAGCUUCAUAAGUUCGAUUACAGUAUUUUCCACUGUUUUUGCAACACUGAUACAAAAUACACCAACAUUAACGCGUUUAGGGAUUGUAAAAAUCAUGCAGCUGACUGGACCUGGUAGUACUGGAUUAACAUUUAUUUGGUUUCCAGUUUUAUUUGAGAGUUUGGGCAUAUUUGGAAGAAUAGUUUGUCUAUUGUUUUUUAUUUGUCUUACUGUUGCUGGAUUAAGCACUACAAUUUCAGACUUGGAAGUUUAUACAAUGGUAUUGGAUGACUGUGGAGUUAGUCAUAAAAAGUCUGUUGCAAUCGCUUUAAUAGCAAAUAUAUUAGUUGGACUUCCAUCAGCUUUAAAUCUUAAUAUUUUAGCAAAUCAGGAUAAUGUAUGGGGUAUUGCAUUGCUAAUAUCAGGUAUACUGAUGGCCAGUUUAGUUAUUCGAUACGGACCAAUGAAGUAUCGUCGAUAUAUAGUUAAUGAAUUUGGUAUAGAUGAUUGGAAUUUACCGAAAGUAUGGAUAUUUAUGAUAACUAUUCUUGUACCAUUACAAGGAAUCAUUCUAAUUAUUUGGUGGAUUUAUGAUAUGAUCGCAAGUGAUCCACAUUGGUAUAUGUUCACGUAUGAAUCUGUUACAUCGUUGUGUGUUGAAUGGAUGAUUUUGUUAGCUGCAUUGAUCGGGAUUAAUGUAAUUGCAUUAUGGCGAAAGUGGUCAAUAUUUCCUGUUGCUAAAACAUAUGGAAACAAUCCUUACGAACUAGACUUUUUGAAAACGUUCACUGAUUUAUGAUUUUUUGUAGUGAUACAUUAGUUAAAAGUAGUACAUAUUUUUAAGUAAAAAUAUUGUUAGAUUGAAAAAAGGUUACUAGUUUUUGUACACUUGCCUUCCAAUUAUUAUAAAGAAAAUUAAAAAGAAAUUUCUGCUUGAAAAAUCUUUAUUCUAUCGUUGAGAGAAUAUAAACUUUAUACAUUUCUU